AUGCGUUAAUGAGAGUGAAAUUAAGUUGUAACCCAGAUUGAGCAUCUCUUUUCAUCGGGUAUAUAAUGCGUCCUGUGCAUUAUACAAAUCGAGUUUACCGUUGAAAGCCGACCAACAGCAACGUAUCUGCCAUUUUUCCUGAAGUAAAACAAUUUCCCAAGAAUGAAUCGUUCCAGAAAUAUGUUUCGUAAUAGCAGCAGAAAACACAGAGGUGUCAUGGAACCAAUGACAAGAAUGACAAUGGAUUUCCAAGGAAAAUACUUGGAUUCUUCCGGAAGACUUGUCGAGCCUAGGUGUAAUGAUUACUACGGUAGAAACUCCAACUACAGGUCGAUGCACAACACUGGCUUUUAUGACAAUGAUAAAUUCCAAAAGCAUGGUCGCUUUAUGCAAUUCCCUGAAAGACAUAUGGACAUGUCUGGGUACCAGAUGGACAUGCGUGGCCGUUAUAUGGACAAGUACGGUCGUCACUGCAAUCCCUAUAGCAGACGUCAUAUGAAUUAUCCAAGCAACAACUAUGAAAACUACCAUAUGUACAACCCUGAGAAAUUAAUGGACAUGUCCAACUUCCAAAUGGAUAUGCAUGGACGCUGGAUGGAUUCAAAUGGUCGUUAUUCAAGCCCUUUCAGCAACUAUGGUAGCAGACACCAUCAGAAUUACCCUCAUGUUAACUAUAGCUGGGGUCAAAGAGGCGUUAACUACCCAGAUAGGUUCUUCGACAUGAGCAACUAUCAGAUGGAUCUUGAUGGAAAAUGGAUGGAUACCUACGGUCGCCAUUGCCACCCAUUCUAUGAUAAUAGCAAUUAUUAUGGUAAACAAUACAGUUAUAACAUGUACCCUCACUACAACUACAAUUGGGGUCAAAAAUAUUACCACUACCCAGAAAGAUACUUCGAUAUGAGCAACUACCAGAUGGAUUUUGAUGGUCGCUGGAUGGAUAUGUUCGGCCGUAAUCAGUCGCCUUUCAAUGGUUAUAACAACAACAACCAAGGAAGACAGCAUCAUGGCCAACCUCAAAACAGUUUCAGUUACGGUCAAAGAUACCAAGAUAGGAACUUCGAUAUUGGCAAUUAUCAGAUGGAUUUUGACGGUCGCUGGAUGGAUAUGUAUGGUCGUUAUUCUAAUCCUUUCUAUGGCUAUAAUAACUUUCAUGGCAGAUAUCAGCACAGCCUCCCUCAUCAUUUCAAUUGGGGUCAAAGAUAUAUCCAGCACCCAGAGAGGCUCUUCGAUAUGGGUAACUACCAGAUGGAUUUCGAUGGUCAUUGGAUGGAUAUGGAUGAUCGUCAGUGUCAGCCUUUCUCCGGUAACUACAAUCACUCUAAUAGAUACCAACAAAACAGCAAUCCCUCUCAAAGCCAUAAUUUCAACUGGGGUCAGAGAUAUCAAGACUACCCUGAAAGGUUCUUUGAUAUGUCCGGUUAUCAGAUGGAUUUUGAUGGUCGUUGGAUGGAUUCGAAUAAUUAUAGCAGCGAUAACUUCUGGUAAUAAUAAAUCAGCGUACAGGAAAUCCUAUAAGAACGAAUAUUUAUUUCUUAUACCAAAAUUUGAAAUGAAACGUAAUUAUUUCCUUCUUCAGUGCUUCAACAAAUAUUAUCAAUCUAUUAUAUAACUGAAAUAAAUAAAUCUAAUUAUUGAAUAUUUCGAA
Messenger RNA from Octopus sinensis (East Asian common octopus), 1645 nucleotides. RefSeq names its product TBC1 domain family member 5 homolog A-like. The record is from RefSeq and is a predicted model, not a curated record. NCBI's taxonomy places the organism in Eukaryota, Metazoa, Mollusca, Cephalopoda, Octopoda, Octopodidae. The transcript has 2 exons. The coding region runs from base 163 to 1485 and encodes 440 amino acids.